Molecule: messenger RNA, 1233 nt
Organism: Bradysia coprophila
Lineage: Eukaryota; Metazoa; Arthropoda; Insecta; Diptera; Sciaridae
Product: F-box only protein 17-like
Biological process (GO): SCF-dependent proteasomal ubiquitin-dependent protein catabolic process; glycoprotein catabolic process; ERAD pathway
Cellular component (GO): cytoplasm; SCF ubiquitin ligase complex
Molecular function (GO): ubiquitin protein ligase activity; protein binding
Source: RefSeq, a predicted model, not a curated record
UCGAACAAUUUUCAUUGAUGAUUAAUAGUAAGAUAAGAGGUGCACUUGAAUUAAUAACAAUAACAAAUGUAGACGGAUAGUCAAUCUGUUCAACUCAGCAUAAAUUCUUCAAAAUGUCCACGCCCGAUUGGAAUGGUUUUCAAUUGUCUGGCUAUAUCUUACCCGAUAUUGCGUUGGAAAAUGUACUUGCCUCAGUGCCGAUUAAGGAAAUAUUGAAAUUGCGCCAGGUAUGUCAAGUGUGGCGAGAUAUAACUUUACGACGCACUUUCUGGAAAAUUGUGUUCGAACGGAACGGAAUGGAUUGGGAAUCAGUACCCCUACAUAUAAAGGAGCGUGAAAAAUCAUGGAUCGCUUUCUAUGUUGCGUGUAAGGAUCGAAUUUUUCAGCGAAGUUUCAUUCUGAAUCAUUCCGGCCAUCAACAAUUUGACCAUUGGCAAAAGCUACAAAACGGUGGAAACGGAAUCAUAGUCGAAACACCUCCCGUUUGCAUUGAGCCUUUACCAAGUGAAGCGAAGUAUUCCGGUCAGAUUGAUAGUGCUUUCGUUUAUUCCUACGACUGGAGUGUUUUGCAACAGAAAGUGAUACUCAAAGAUAUUGGACUGACCAAGGAAGUCAUGCGAACCAUUAUGCCAUUCCAGUUUGUAGCCACUCAAAUGAUUGGCACCCGUUGGGAUUGUGGCGGUAGCUUCUGUGUUGUUCUGGGUUUACUAGACGGAAGGGGUGAAGCACUAUCAUUCACCAUGUCCGACAUCAUAAUUCCGGCCGGUGAAAAUUGGCUCGAAAGCACUUGCUCAUUGAAUGUUAUCGACGAAUUCGAUCGAUUCGACGACGUCAAAUCAUUUGUCAUUUUGAUUUGUGGCAAAGACACUCAAUAUUGGGCGGGUCAUUACGGGACGAAGUGCUCGAGGAUUGCGGUAAAUUUGAAGUGUUUGUCACCGAUGGAAGCUGAAAGUGUUACGCCGCACUCAAAAUACGUAACGAAUCCGCAGAACGCCCACAUAUUUCUGGGAAACUUUUGGCAAAGUCUUUUGCCGAGGCGGUCGAUGGGUAGAUGUCCGUACAGUCGAACGCCGAGGUAUUAAUUUAGUUCAAUUCGAUAUCUUGUAUUGUGUAUAGGAAGGUAAACGUUUAUCUGUAUUUUUAUAUGAAGAGGAACAUCGAAACUUCGAUAAGUUAUUGUCAGAGGUAGAACUUCUUUUCAAGGCAAAUAAAUAGUUUUUGUUGCUAGUUGUA